Molecule: messenger RNA, 645 nt
Organism: Talaromyces stipitatus ATCC 10500
Lineage: Eukaryota; Fungi; Ascomycota; Eurotiomycetes; Eurotiales; Trichocomaceae
Exons: 2
Coding region: 1-645 (214 amino acids)
Source: RefSeq, a predicted model, not a curated record
AUGACUGACUAUCAUCAAGUUUUGAUUUCAAGGGUGACAAAGCAGGUGUUUUGGCGGUUAUUUUGCGCGGCGUGGCAAUCAGCUUUAAGCUUUCAAAAUAUUCGAUCAGCCUUUGCUUCACUUGGUAUCCAUCCCUUUAAUCCGUUAAAGACACCUUCACCAAGCCCAGGCGAUAAUGAAAUAGAUCGAAAGACUCCAGGAUCUGUUCGAGCAAUUCGCCGUACGAUUAGGGCUAUUCAACAAGAAGGAGAUCUUACACAAGCCACAAAGCUUGUGAUGAAAGCAGCACAGAAACUGAUCAUACGAAAUGAAAUUCUUGAACACCAAUAUAAAGGCCUAGUUAAUGCGUUAGUUAAUGAGAAGAAUCGCCAGAGACGAGGCAGGCCUUUAGGUCUUAUUGAUAAAGAGAACCCUGGUGAAGCCCAGUUCUUCUCGCCGAGCAGAGUUGAAGCUGCCAAACAGCGCAUACAAGAUAUUGAAUCCCAGAAAGAGCAGGAUAAGAUUAAUGCAGCAAUUCUUCGUACGCAGAAAGCACUUGAGCGCGAAAGGAGAGAUCGAGAGAACCAAGAAAAGCGAGAAGUCGGAUCCGUGAGCGAGAAGCGAAGAAGCAACAAAAAGAGCUUGAAAAAGAGCAGCGUCGUAUAG